Molecule: messenger RNA, 866 nt
Organism: Thermothielavioides terrestris NRRL 8126
Lineage: Eukaryota; Fungi; Ascomycota; Sordariomycetes; Sordariales; Chaetomiaceae
Product: carbohydrate esterase family 4 protein
Exons: 3
Coding region: 292-837 (181 amino acids)
Biological process (GO): carbohydrate metabolic process
Molecular function (GO): hydrolase activity, acting on carbon-nitrogen (but not peptide) bonds; chitin binding
Source: RefSeq, a predicted model, not a curated record
UGACCUUCAUUUAUAACUCCCCACAUACCCUUCCAUCACCGUUCCAGUCUUCCGCCUCUCUCGCUUGCGACGCUACCGCAUGCAUAUGGAAGCCCGGUACCGCCGCGGAAGGAGAUGCCGAUGUUUGCCAAUAUUAAUUUCCGAACGUGUAGUUCGUCCAUAAAUCUUGACGUCGCCUCCUGGCUUGUUUCUCUCGACCACCGAGGAUCAAUUCCCCUUGCCCUCUUGCCCCUGCGCCGUCUGUCUCAUUGGUUUUUCUCCUUGCACGGCUGAGCAGAGCCCUCGACGAACAUGAGGCUGUCAUCCGUGGUUCUCGCUGCCUCUCUUGGCCUGGUCCUUGCCCACGGGAAUCAUGGUCAGCACGUCCCCAAAAUCCUAGGAGGCAGGAAGUUCCUCGCUGCUCUGCAGGCCCGGAGGAGCACAGCUCCCAAUCCGCAGGGCCCUGUUAGGAGGCAGGAUAUGCCCGUCAAGCGGGGAGAGCACUUGAAGACCCGGCAAGUUGGCGGCGUCGACGGACGAUGCGGUCCGGGCAUCGGGAGCUGCGCCUCAGGGUACUGCUGCUCUCCCGAAGGCUGGUGCGGGAAGGGUAUCGAUUACUGCAGCGCCCCUGACUGCCAGUUGAAUUACGGUUCCGGCUGUGACGCGAACCAAAAGCCCAGCGGAGCAGACACUUCCGGGGUUCCCCGCCCCAAGCUGGGCAGCGUCCCCUAUGGAGGAGCGGGUAUCUACGACUGCGUAAACGCGGGCGAUAUCGCCGUGACCUUCGAUGACGGGCCAUACAUUUACACAAACGACCUGCUGGACAAACUGAAGGUCCGUCGUGAACGGGGCAUAUAAUUUCCACUCUGGGAUCGAAGCGCUGACAC